GCUUUAUUUCGUUGCGGACCACACACUUUGUUCCUUCGAGCGCGAAUAGUUUUCAAUCAGUUUUAUAUUUUGGUACUCCCUGUGACAGACGUUUGGAGCUUGCGUUCUUGUGUAAUUCAGCUCGUCAUGUCGGACACUUGGAGCAACAUCCAGGCGCACAAGAAGCAGCUGGACUCUCUGCGGGAGAGGCUGCAGCGGCGGCGGAAAGACCCGGCGCAGCUGUCCGCCGCGGAUGUUGGGAGCAGCAGUGAAGGUUCAGCAGCCAGGAGUGACAGUCCAGCUCCUUCAGUCCUGCCCACGUCUCAGGAGGAGACUCAAAAACCGCCAGACCCUGAACUAGAGAAAAGCCUGCUGGGAUAUCUGUCUGAUCUGAGUCUGUCGCUGCCGACCGACUCUCUGGCCAUCACCAACGAGCUCAGCCGUUCUGAAGGAACUGUCAGUCAUGGAUGCAUCCAGAGCCUGCUGCUUAAAUUCUCAGCUCAGGAGCUCAUCGAGGUUCGACAGCAUUCCUCUGCGUCUUCAUCUUCUACAGCCUCCUCCACGGUCGUGGUAGCCGUGGACCACACGAAACUCUGGGCCAUGAUCGGCUCUGGGGCUGGAGCCCAGAGGACCGGAGUGAAGAGGAAAGCYGAGGAGCAGAGCGUCAGCAAAAGAGCCGGCGGCUUCUCGCCCUCGCUCCCGAGCGCUGCUUCUCCGCCACACUCCUCCUCGUCCUCCUCCUCCCUGACUCCGGCCUCUUCGUCUCAGCUCACGUCUUCCUCUGCGGGGAGCGCAGCCGAGAAGAAAGGGAGAACCAGCAAAAACCAGUCGUCCCACCUGGACAUGGAGAUCGAAAACCUCCUGAACCAGCAGUCCACCAAGGAGCAGCAGAGCAAAAAGAUGAGUCAGGAGAUUCUGGAGCUGCUCAACGCCAGCACGGCCAAGGAGCAGUCCAUCGUGGAGAAGUUCCGCUCCCGUGGCCGGGCGCAGGUCCAGGAGUUCUGCGAUCACGGGACCAAAGAGGACUGUGUCCGCUCUGGAGACGCUCCUCAGCCGUGCACCAAGCUGCACUUUAGACGWAUCAUCAACAAGCACACAGACGAGAGCCUGGGAGACUGCUCCUUCCUCAACACCUGCUUCCACAUGGACACCUGUAAGUACGUGCACUACGAGAUCGACAGCCCCCCAGAGGCCGAGGGCGGCCUGCUGGGACCGCAGGCGGGGACCACCGAGCUCGGGCUCCACGCCGAGGACACGGACAGCAACGUGGGCAAACUCUUCCCCUCACAGUGGAUCUGCUGCGACAUCCGCUACCUGGACGUGUCCAUCCUGGGUAAGUUUGCCGUGGUGAUGGCCGACCCGCCGUGGGAUAUUCACAUGGAGCUGCCGUACGGUACUCUGACGGACGACGAGAUGAGAAAACUCAGCAUCCCCGCCCUGCAGGACGAUGGUUUCCUCUUCCUCUGGGUGACAGGAAGCUAUGAUCGUGUUGAUGAAAUCAUCUGGGUGAAAACCAACCAGCUUCAGAGGAUCAUCCGGACCGGCAGGACCGGUCACUGGCUGAACCACGGGAAGGAGCACUGUCUGGUGGGCGUWAAGGGAAACACUCAGGGCUUCAACAGAGGUCUGGACUGCGACGUCAUCGUGGCUGAAGUCCGCUCCACCAGUCACAAACCAGACGAGAUCUACGGCAUGAUCGAGCGGCUCUCGCCCGGCACCAGGAAGAUCGAGCUGUUCGGACGACCCCACAACGUCCAGCCCAACUGGAUAACUCUGGGCAACCAGCUGGAUGGGAUUCACCUCCUGGACCCUGAGGUUGUGGCGCGGUUUAAAGACCGAUAUCCAGACGGAGUUAUCUCCAAACCUUAAGACGCACAGUGAUGACAUCACACGCCUGGAGUUUGUUUUUUUGGACUGCUUUUGUACCUGUGAAUAUUUUGUAAUAAAUAUUUUGAAUUAGA
Messenger RNA from Austrofundulus limnaeus, 1940 nucleotides. It is a transcript of the gene mettl3, whose product is annotated as methyltransferase like 3. Gene Ontology annotation, molecular function: mRNA m(6)A methyltransferase activity. The record is from RefSeq and is a predicted model, not a curated record. Gene Ontology annotation, biological process: RNA methylation; mRNA modification. Gene Ontology annotation, cellular component: RNA N6-methyladenosine methyltransferase complex; nucleus. Lineage: Eukaryota; Metazoa; Chordata; Actinopteri; Cyprinodontiformes; Rivulidae.